Molecule: messenger RNA, 3570 nt
Organism: Glarea lozoyensis ATCC 20868
Lineage: Eukaryota; Fungi; Ascomycota; Leotiomycetes; Helotiales; Helotiaceae
Product: P-loop containing nucleoside triphosphate hydrolase
Exons: 1
Coding region: 1-3570 (1189 amino acids)
Molecular function (GO): ATP binding; ATP-dependent chromatin remodeler activity
Source: RefSeq, a predicted model, not a curated record
AUGCGCGCAGGCUCGCAGCCUUACGCGGAUCACGAAAAGAUGGACUCUUGGGAACAGCAGAAUGGUAUCAAACGCACGAACGGAGACAACUCUUCGUAUACGAUGCCGUCGCAGCUGAUCUCGGCGACGAGCGCGGGGCGCGAUAAUGGCAGUCAGCCUCGUUUUGGGGCAAAUACGAUGUACUCGACGCAACCUUCACGAUCUGCUCAGAAUAUUACAUAUGCGAGUAAUCCUUGGGCGAAUAAUCGUACGGCGAAUACACCGGUCGGCGCAAAUGGUUCUCGAGAACCUCAACUCAUGCAGUCCUUCAACCCGGCCCAACUUUUGAACCCGCGAGCAGCGAUGCAGCAAAAUCGACUUACGGCUUCACCACAGCAAAAUGGCUACUCGAACGGUACGUCGCCGGCACCUUCGCUUUCAUUCCAAUUUGACAGUCCUGCUGGGUCUGGUCAAGACUCGCCUCACUCCCACCCAAGCUCAAUGUAUGAUGGUGAGCAGACUACAUCAAACGGGCAAAAUGGGUUUGCUUCUUACGCGAACGGAAAUGGGAAUGGAGGGAUGGGCAGUAUGUUAGAUCGUUUGCACAAUGUGGCAGAUCGAAGUAUGGUACCUCAGAAACGUCGGAAGGUUGUAGAUGACCGCGAGGAGGAUAAGAAAAAGGCGGAAUUUAGUGGUGGCGGAAAGGGAGGAAUUCUAGGACAGUAUAUGCAGGAUCAGCGGAAGGAAGGUCAUGACCAAGCGGUAGCAAACGGGAAAGUCGUCGAUAUUUCAUUUGACGACGACGAAGUUCAGGUUGUUUCGAACCCCGCGGAUAAGGAGGUCUGCUAUGGCCGGAUAGAAGGAGCGGAAAUCAACGCUUUCAAAGUCCCAACUCCAAGGGAAGGAGCAGUAGCUAUAUCGAAUAGUUUUUGGCCGCAGGUCAAGAUACAACUUCGAAGGAGGCAGAAUGACAGGACGAAUGUUAUUCAUGCAGUCGAUAGUACUCGAAAUAUUAUUGGUUGUGUAGAUACCAACACUGCUCUAGGUCUGGUACCAAUUUUGGACGCCAAAUUCUCCGUCAGGACGGCUGCUCGAGUAUUGACAAGGCAGAGGAGACCUAACGAUCCUCCACCAGGCUCAGAAGUUUCUGCUCGAUAUGGUCUCGAUGUUAAUUUAUAUGGGCCGAAGAAGCAUGCAAUUCAAAUUGGUAGACACCUUUCUCAGAAGCAGCUCUGGCUUCGGACGCCUCUUUUCGUCGAGUCAGGGGUCGAGCUUUACAACCCGCAUGUGAUCGAGAAGCCCGCACAAAUUGCUCAAAGGCCUUUAAUGUCCUACUCUAGUAGACAAGCACCUGUCCGCACGACCGAGGAGAUCCGGAGCGAUGUUCUAGGAAUGUUUGAUUCACUGGAAAAGUCUGAAAGUCUACCUGAGAUGGAACCCAACCAUCGAAUUACCACAGAAUUGUUGAAGCAUCAAAAGCAAGGUUUGUAUUUUAUGACCAUGAAAGAGAAGGAACGCAUAUAUUCUGCGGAUGAGAAGGGCAACAGCUCCCUAUGGCGGCUCAACAUUAGUGGAAACGGGCAAAGGUCGUAUUUCAAUGUAAUCACGGGACAAGAAGAGCGAAAGAGCCCUCCUCAAGUACUUGGUGGUAUAUUGGCAGAUAUGAUGGGUCUCGGAAAGACACUAAGUAUCUUAUCUUUGGUCACUGCGACACUCGAUGAUCGUGCAUUAGAGUGGGCCCAACUGCAACCCGCGGCUGAAGCUGAUAAUCGAGAUCUAUGUUGCUCAAAGAAGGGCAAGACCGCAUUACCGAAGAUUGAACAGGCGCCGCUCUCUCGCAAUUGCAAAACCACAUUGCUUGUGUCUCCUCUAAGUACAAUAGCGAAUUGGGAAGAGCAAAUCAAGCAGCAUGUGAAACCCGGGGCUUUGAAGUACUACAUCUAUCAUGGAUCUGGUCGUAUCAAAGAUGUCAAUAAACUCGCCCAGUUUGAUUUGGUGAUUACCACCUAUGGAUCUGUGGCUAGUGAGUUCAACAACCGUAGCAAACAAAAGCAUGGAGUCUAUCCGCUGGAAGAGAUGAAUUGGUUCAGAAUCGUCCUCGAUGAAGCACACAUGAUUCGGGAACAGUCCACUCAACAAUCCAAAGCAAUUUGCAGAUUGCAAGCAUCACGACGAUGGGCUGUUACCGGUACUCCUGUUCAGAACAAGCUAGAAGAUCUUGGUGCAUUGAUGACGUUCCUUCGCGUUAAGCCAUUUGAUGAGAAAGGUGGUUUUGCUCAAUAUAUUAUGGCUCCUUUCAAAAUGUGCGACCCUGAAAUUUUGCCAAAACUACGCCUUUUGGUUGACAGCAUAACACUUCGAAGACUUAAAGAUCGUAUCGACCUGCCACAACGGCGAGAUGAACUAGUCAAGCUUGAUUUCAGUCCUGCUGAGCGACACCUUUAUGAUGUAUUCGCAAAGAACGCUAGCGAUAGAGUCAAGGUCAUCGUCAAUCAACGAGAGAAAAGCUUAGGUGGGAGGACUUACGUGCAUAUUUUGCAGUCUAUUCUUCGCUUACGAUUGAUUUGUGCACACGGAGAAGAUCUUUUGGGCGAGGAAGAUCUGGAAGUCAUGAAGGGUUUGAAUCAAGCCUCGGCAAUUGAAUUGGAUAGCGAUGAUGAGGAUGAUCGACCAGCUCUGUCUGCCAAACAAGCUUACGACAUGUACCAGCUUAUGAUAGAUACGAAUGCGGAUCUGUGUUCGACUUGUAGCAGGAAGGUUGGUGUCAAUGAUAACAUUGAAGCCGAAGAGGGAGAGACCAAGGAGAAGAUCAUUGGUUUCAUGACACCAUGUUUCCACAUCAUCUGUCCGAAUUGUUUUGAUGGCUUCAAAGCACAGAUGGAUCAUUACUCGGAAGGCCGUACAACAUCAGACUGCAUCAUUUGUAGACAACACAUCAAGCUUUCAUAUUUCGAAUUGAAACCCGGUGGCCUCGAAGAAGGCGGCCCAAAAUCCAAAGGCAAAAAACAAACCAAAACCCUGGAGAACUACCACGGUCCACACACCAAAACCAAAGCACUCAUCCAAGACCUCAACAACUCCCGCAUGGAAUCCGAAAUCCUCCACCACGAAGCCCCCAUAAAAUCCGUCGUCUUCUCCGGUUGGACCGCUCAUCUCGACUUAAUCCAACUCGCCCUCAACGCCAACAACAUCAAAUAUUGUCGUCUCGACGGCAAAAUGACACGCGCCGCCCGCGGCGCCGCCAUGGACGCCUUCCGCGACGACCCAUCCAUCCUCGUCAUCCUCGUCUCCAUCACGGCCGGCGGCCUCGGUCUCAAUCUCACGUCCGCGAACAAAGUCUACGUCAUGGAACCGCAGUACAAUCCAGCCGCGGAAGCGCAAGCCAUCGAUCGCGUGCAUCGCCUGGGCCAGAAACGGGAGGUCACGACGGUGCGGUAUAUCAUGAAUGAUAGUUUUGAGGAGAAGAUGCUCGAGCUGCAGGACAAGAAGAGGAAGUUGGCGAGUAUUAGUAUGGAUGGGGAGAAAGGGCGCAUGGAUAAGGUUGAUGCGGCGAGGAAGCGGUUGGAGGAUUUGAGGAGUUUGUUUAAGUAG